Molecule: messenger RNA, 1467 nt
Organism: Westerdykella ornata
Lineage: Eukaryota; Fungi; Ascomycota; Dothideomycetes; Pleosporales; Sporormiaceae
Exons: 6
Coding region: 1-1467 (488 amino acids)
Biological process (GO): regulation of gene expression
Cellular component (GO): nucleus
Molecular function (GO): protein binding
Source: RefSeq, a predicted model, not a curated record
AUGAGCGACCUGGGAGAACGGCUAGAGCGAUUGGGUUUGGCCCAAUAUCUGGAUGCCUUCGUUUCCGAGGGCUUCGACACGUGGGACACGGUCCUAGACAUCACCGAAUCCGACUUAAAUGCCCUCAACGUCAAGCUUGGCCACCGAAGGUUGCUGACGUCGGUGACACAGAAACUACAAAGAGCCAUCGCCGACUAUCGAGGCCAGUCGCCCGAUCGCCCCCUUCCUCUCGCUCUCAACCAAACCGUUGCCAUCGAGAGUGCCUACAGAAGCGAUGACUCUGCCCCCGAGCCCGGAGCUCGGCAGCAACCCGAAUCGUCAAAUGCCGCCUCGGUAGCUCCAAACGCGAAGAGAAGGUACAGGCGUCAUCCAAAGCCCGACGAGAAUGCCCCGGAUCGCCCUCCGUCAGCAUACGUAAUCUUCUCCAACCAAGUUAGGGAGACGCUGAAAGGUCAGGAUCUCUCCUUCACUGAGAUCGCAAAGGUGGUUGGCGAACGGUGGCAGGUCCUGGAUCCUGAGGCUCGAGAAGCAUGCGAACGACAGGCUACUCUGGCCAAGGAGAAGUACUACGCCGAGCUUAACGAGUACAAGAAAACGCCCGAGUACGAAGCAUAUCAGAAGUAUUUGGAAGAGUUCAAAGCAAAGCAUGGACCUUCCAGCCAGAAAGAAACCAAACGUCCAAAAUUAGAGACUGAAGCAAGCACACCAAGCAGUGCAGAGCAAAUAAGCCGGCCCUCGACUCGGAGAAUCAGCGCUGUACAGUCUGACGCCAUUGGCAUGAGUCCGUUUCGCCCCAAGGCGAGUCCUCACAUACCUCCUGUUCGUCUCCCAUCAGCCCCGCUCUACCCUUCCCAGUCCGACUCACCUGCCAUGCAUUCUGCGUCCGCAUACACCUCCCCACGGACGGGAGACUUGUAUUCUCCCACAGCUAUGUCGCCACGGUCUGCGAUACCGCCACGGGAAACCUCUCAUGACUUCUCGACCAGUGCCGUGGGCCGCGAACCCAGAGCCCAACCUGACAACAACCCAAUGUUCCCACCUGCCUAUGCCGCAUACCAUCCCUAUUCUGCGGCAUCCCCUCCAGUCACGCAUUCUACUCCAUCGUCCUACCAGAUGGCACCCAUCGAGCUCCCCACGAGGCGGUUCUAUAGAGAAUCAGCAGGACCACCAUCGUUGACCCACGACGAGACGACCAUGUCGUCCGAAGGGGCGCAGAGUACCCCCGGCAGUGCCUCAUACCCGGCAUUGCUUUCCGUGCCUCCCGCCGAUUCCCGAAAAGCCAUGCGUAUGCUGCCCCACCCGCUCAACGUGACGGCCCCUACCCCCACCCCGUCCUUUCUGCCGACCUCCUCUCAUCUUCCCGACUAUCGAAAUACAUCCUCUCUGGCCGCUCUGGUCAGAGCGGGUGAACUGGCCAGAGCGGCGGAUGGGGAACAACCGGAAGAGCGCAACCCCCCGCCAAACUGA